AUGCGUGUCGGCUGCCUUCAGUUUGCCUCACGGCCCGGGGAGGUCGAAACCAAUAUGAAAAAGGCUCAUGACAUCUUGGACAAGGUCGGCAAACAAACUUCCACUGCCGUCGAAUCGAACCUCGACUUCCUCGUUCUUCCCAAAGUGGCAUUCUCAGGCCCUGACUUUAAACCGGAGGACCUUGGGAAAUAUGAGACUACUACUACUUCCACGCAACUCUGGGCCAAGUCUGCAGCCGUGAAGUACGGGUGCACCGUCGUGGUCGGCUACCCAGAAGUGAUCGAUGCCCGCUGUGGCCAAAUCCCCGAGGAAAGGUGGUUUAGCUCCUCCAUUGCGAUAGACAAGUUUGGGAAGACCGUCGAAAAUGAUGCCGAGAGAAUCAUAAAUACGAACGAGCCCAUGUUUUCCGACAUCAAAACCGACUUUGGCAAAAUAACGGUUGGACAGUUCACAGACCUUGGUGAAAGAGAAUUCUCAAAUGAUCUGGAAACCACAGCAUUUGCCGAACACAUGCUGGCGGUGGACAGCUACGCCGCUAUCAUCUCAAUGGCGUGGGCAAAAGAGGACCCAGACUUCUCAUCCAAGCCCCCUUACAAGCCUGACGAGUAUGCCUUGUCAUGCUGGGUUGCCCGCUUGGAGCCCUUGGUUGAAGCAAAGCGCAAAGAAGAAACCUUGAUCGUGCUGUGCAACAGCACGGGCCCAGACACCUAUGCGGGAACAAGUGCCGUGCUCGGCAUCAAAGACGGAGAAGUACUGGUCUAUGAUUAUCUUGGCAGCUCUCAAGAAGGUCUUCUUGUAGUUGACACGUCCAAGAACCCGGUUCACAAACUCAGCCCUCGGCGGAUGGAGGCAGGCCCCAACCUAGAGCAGGAUACUGAGUCCUUGACAAGCGCAGACUCGCCUCAAACAGGGCCUCUCACACCCGAUACAUCAUACAGAGGAUCCGAUACUGCGCAAGAAUUCCCGCACGAGUACGACUUUGAUGCGGAAGGCGCCAAGCGACUCGCCCUCCCGGCGGUCAGGGUGUUUCCCACUCUUGUGACGGUAGGGCGGCCGGCAACAGGCAGAGGACAGGCGCGUCCGAAAUUGGACAUUCCAAAACUAAAUUCCAAAAUCCCUCGAGAGAUAUCGGCGACUGAAUACAUAGUGCGUGCGGCUGCAGCAUCCGACCCCAAAGACUCCAGCGCCAAGGUCCGUUCGCCAGAGGCAAGUACACCGUAUCCCGGUAGCCGUCAAUGUCUUGCCAAUGCGGCCGAAAACACCACGAGCAGCUCGUUCUCGCUCGCCACGUUCCUCAGACCGUACGUUGGCAUCGGAUCCGGCCAGCGCAGUCGUAAUCGAUCCCAGAACAAUCAAGAGACCGGUAUCUCCCAAGUCGCGCAAUGCCCAGAAGCUGGUAGCACUGAAGCUACCGACCGAUCCAGACGAUUGUGGUAUCAUUCCAAUUCUUGCGAGUCCGAGCAUCAUGACGACAAGUCCAUCCACCGAACGCAGCCAGUCCGUGGGCAGAGGCCGCCGUCGAAAGGCGAGAGAGCCGUCGGAAGAGAACAGUCGCAGCUCGUCGAGGGACUCGACGCGUCAUGGGCUGCUUCAUCGUAG
This is a messenger RNA of Beauveria bassiana ARSEF 2860, 1599 nucleotides long. Its product is annotated as carbon-nitrogen hydrolase. The record is from RefSeq and is a predicted model, not a curated record. The transcript has 5 exons. Gene Ontology annotation, molecular function: protein-N-terminal glutamine amidohydrolase activity; protein-N-terminal asparagine amidohydrolase activity. Lineage: Eukaryota; Fungi; Ascomycota; Sordariomycetes; Hypocreales; Cordycipitaceae. The coding region runs from base 1 to 1599 and encodes 532 amino acids. Gene Ontology annotation, biological process: protein catabolic process.